AUGUUGGCGUUGUUACCUCCGGAAGUUCUUGAACAUAUUUGCGAAAAGCUAAACGGUUGUGAUCUCAAACGCCUCUCACUAACAUCAAGAUGGCUCCACAAAGCUACCUUCCGCCAACUCUGGCGCUCCAUCACGAUCUUUCCUCGUUCCUCACGUGAACGUCACUGCAUCACACCUUCAGGUCCUCCCCAGCAAUGUCUACAGCCAACAAAAGAACUUCGUUUUGGCGUCGGCGUUGAAGCAGACCCAAUGCACUGCGUUCAUGCGUAUGACUGUCUGGGAUACAUGGGAAACUGGCUUGAGAAAGAUCCUCGACUGCAUGAUACCUGGGAAGGAAGAAGUGAUAGCUUUGGGUACGAGCGUGGUAGACUUGUUCGUGUUAAGUAUGAGUGUCUUGCACAAAGGACUAUGGCGAUGCUGAGGCGUUUUGAAGAUGGACAACUGGAGACGUUUGUCUGGAACUACACCUCUUGCAUUCCAUCAGAGGUGCUCGAAUACUUGAGUCUCAAGCAUCCCUCCAUUCAAGGUCUCAGCUUUACAACGGAUCCCUUCUGCAGCAGAUUCAAUCGCUGGAGCAGAACAACAGACUUAAACCUCUCUGGGUUCCACAAUAUUCGACGAUUUAGCUGGAAGGCCCCAAUGGGAUGUCACUUUGGCAACAUCGCCAACUUGGUCCAGAAGAAUGCUGACCACUUGGAAGAACUGGAGAUCGACUUGCAAUCUUGGUCUCGGCAGUGGGAGGACAGAGAAUCAAGAGUUGUUAGGCACAAAGCUGAUUCGGAAGAGUGGGAUAAAGUACCCGCAAGUAAUAUGCUUGCGCGAGACAUGUUUGGUCUCAGUUCUGAUGCAUCUGCAAACACUUGUUUUCCCAGGAUGCGGAGCUUGAAACUCACAAGAGUACCCUUGAGAGAUGAGACCACUAACAAGACAGUUACUGCAGCAUUCAUCAAUCUCGCGGGACUCACCUCACUCACACUUAGAAUGUGUUCAUACUGGACAUUGCUCCUCGAGGACAUGAUACAGUCUACGACACCAAUUGCAGUCGAGUCACUCGAGAUUCUCGACUUUUACCUCCAGACGCCAAACGUGACUGCUGUCAAAAAGGUGAUCGCCAUUACAAACUUUCUCGACUCUUUCGAUGGACUUGAAGAACUGUUCAUUAGCCAUUGUGGCCCAACGCCGGUUCUCGACUUCUGGCAACACGUAUCAAGACACUCCUCAACGCUAAAAGCGUUUGUACAUCAUCAGAGGAUCACGGAUCAGGAUGAUGAGCCUUUAAUUUCCCGUAAAGGAAGAGAUUUGUCUGAUCCUGCUAUAUCUCAACAUGAUCUUGACCGCAUUCAACAUGACCCGACCCAGAAUCCUCUUUCGAGAUUGAAUCUCGAGUUCAUUGGCUUGACGUGUGCGCCCGAGUAUCUGAGAGCUAUUCUCCUUCCCUUUGUGUCGAAGCGGUCCCUCAAAGUGCUUCAUAUUCGUAACACGGGAGUAAAUGCAGGUACAACUCCGUCAUGUGUUUUUGACAAAAGCUUGGAAUUGAGAAUCACCGAAGCCGGACAAAAUGGUGAACCCAUUAGCGAUGCAGUCAAAGACAAUGACGUGGACACUAAGACGCAAGAGGAGAUCAGCAUUGGUCUUAGAGAAAGAACGGAGUGGAAAACACCGCCGCUACAGCAGCCUUUCCGAGUCUUCGCAGAUUGGGUCUUUAGUCCCGAAGGGAUCAAGUCUCUGGAGUACAUCGUUGCUGGUGAUUUUUCACAUGGAGAUAGGUACUCUGAGAGUAAUGCACUGAUAUUUAGAUCUACUGAAGGAGGGAGGAGAUAUCGUGUCGUUAGUCAGAAGACCGGUGGAGGGGAAUGGAUUAAUGUGAAGAGCAGAUUUGGAAGAGCUCUGGAAGCUUGUCCAGUGGAGAAUAUUGUUCCCGAGUAUAACUAG
Fusarium venenatum is the source of this 1932-nucleotide messenger RNA. RefSeq lists its product as uncharacterized. Gene Ontology annotation, molecular function: protein binding. The record is from RefSeq and is a predicted model, not a curated record. Lineage: Eukaryota; Fungi; Ascomycota; Sordariomycetes; Hypocreales; Nectriaceae.